Globicephala melas (long-finned pilot whale) is the source of this 18201-nucleotide messenger RNA. RefSeq names its product UDP-glucose glycoprotein glucosyltransferase 2 (gene UGGT2). NCBI's taxonomy places the organism in Eukaryota, Metazoa, Chordata, Mammalia, Artiodactyla, Delphinidae. Gene Ontology annotation, cellular component: endoplasmic reticulum. The record is from RefSeq and is a predicted model, not a curated record. Gene Ontology annotation, molecular function: UDP-glucose:glycoprotein glucosyltransferase activity.
GUAGCUGUGGGCUGUGGGCGCCGGGUCUGGGGGGAUCGCGCUUCCUCCGCCGCGCCAUGGCGAAGGCCGGCGACGUGGUGCGGCUGCUCCUGGGCUCCACCGCACUCUGGCUCUCGCUGUUCGGCGUGCGGACCGCCUCCGCGUCCAAGGCGGUGACUGCCAGCUUGGCCGCGAAGUGGCCGGAGACCCCGCUGCUGCUGGAGGCCAGUGAAUUUAUGGCAGAAGAAAGUAAUGAAAAAUUUUGGCAGUUUUUGGAAACUGUACAAGAAUUAGCAAUUUAUAAACAAACAGAAUCAGAUUAUUCUUACUACAACUUAAUCCUGAGGAAAGCUGGACAGUUUUUAGACAAUUUACAUAUCAAUCUCUUAAAGUUUGCUUUCUCUAUAAGGGCAUACUCUCCAACUAUUCAGAUGUUUCAACAGAUCGCAGCUGACGAGCCUCCACCAGAUGGCUGUGAUGCAUUUGUGGUUAUCCAUGAGAAACACACGUGUAAAGUUAAUGAGAUUAAAAAGCUGUUGAAGAAGGCUACUUCAAGGCCCAGACCUUAUCUGUAUAAAGGAGACCACAAAUUUCCUGCAAACAAAGAGAACUUACCAGUGAUUAUCCUCUAUGCAGAAAUGGGUACCAGAGCAUUUCGUAAAUUUCACACGGUGUUGUCUGAAAAAGCUCAAAAUGGGGAAAUUCUUUAUGUUCUUCGGCAUUAUGUUCAGAAACCAGCCUCACAGAAAAUGUACUUAUCUGGCUAUGGUGUGGAGCUAGCGAUUAAGAGUACAGAAUACAAAGCGUUGGAUGAUACCCAAGUCAAAACUGUGACUAAUACUACUGUAGAAGAUAUUACCGAAACAAAUGAAGUUCAAGGGUUUCUCUUUGGGAAAUUAAAAGAAAGAUAUUCAGAUCUUAGAGAUAAUCUGACAACAUUCCAAAAAUACCUGAUUGAGAGUAAUAACGAAAUGAUGCCUUUGAAAGUCUGGGAACUACAAGAUCUUAGCUUUCAAGCAGCUUCUCAAAUAAUGUCCACUCCAGUUUAUGAUGCCAUAAAAUUAAUGAAGGACAUUUCGCAGAACUUCCCCAUAAAAGCCAGAUCUCUGACCAGAAUUGCUGUAAAUCAACGUAUGAGGGAGGAAAUACAGGAAAAUCAAAAGCAUCUUCAAGAUAGAUUUGAAAUUCAGCCAGGCGAUGCUGGUCUCUAUAUAAAUGGACUUCAUGUUGAUAUGGAUUCUUAUGACCCUUUUAAUCUUUUGGAUAUGCUGAAACUAGAAGGAAAAGUGAUGAAUGGCCUUCGCAAUCUUGGGAUCAAAGAAGAACAUAUGAGCAAAUUUUUAAAGUUAAGCUCGCCUGAUUGGGACGAUACCUAUGCAUUAGAUAUUAGACAUCCUUCCAUAAUGUGGAUUAAUGACUUAGAAACUGAUGAUUUGUAUGUUAUGUGGCCUUCAAGUUGCCAGGAACUCUUGAAGCCAGUGUCCCCUGGAAGUAUACCUUUCAUAAGGCGUAAUUUUCAUAAUUUGGUUCUGUUUAUUGAUCCGGCUCAAGAAUAUACCGUGGACUUUAUAAAACUUGCUGAACUUUUCUUUUAUCAUAAAAUUCCUCUUAGAAUUGGUUUUGUGUUCAUUGUUAAUACAGAUGAUGAAGUUGAUGGAAAAAAUGAUGCUGGAGUUGCUCUUUGGCGAGCUUUCAACUAUAUUGCAGAAGAGCAUGGUGUAUCACAAGCAUUUAUUUCCAUAGUACACAUGUACCAAAAAGUAGAGAAUCACAAUAUACUCACUGUGGACAAUGUGAAGGGUGUUCUCCAAAAUGAAUUUCCUCAUGCUAACAUUUGGGAUAUUUUGGGAAUUUAUUCUAAAUAUGAUGGUGAAAGAAAGGCAGGAGCAAGCUAUUACAGGAUGACUGGCCUGGGUCCUUUGCCUCAAGCUCUUUAUAAUGGUGAAUCCUUUCACCAUGAAGAGCUGAAUAUUAGGGAACUAGAAACGGCUGUUCUUCACAGAAUGAUGGAUGAAACUGCAUAUUUACAAAAGGAAGUUUUUAUGGGUACAUUAAAUGAUCGAACAAAUGCAAUUGACUUCCUUAUGGAUAGAAAUAAUGUUGUGCCCCGUAUAAAUCCUUUGAUUUUGUACAAUAAAUGGCAGUACCUUAAUUUAAUAUCUACAUCAGUAACUGCUGAUGUUGAAGAUUUCUCUACUUUCUUCUUCUUGGAUUCACAAGAUAAGAGUGCUGUAAUUGCAGAGAACAUGUAUUAUGUAACCCAGGAAGAUGAUGUAAUUUCUUCAGUUACUUUCUGGAUUAUUGCUGAUUUUGACAAACCAUCUGGGAGAAAACUGCUUUUUAAUGCAUUAAAUCACCUGGAAGUAAGUGUUCAUGGUCGGUUGGGAGUUAUUUAUAAUCCUACAUCAAAAAUAGAUGAAGAUAACACAGCUAUUUCCAGAGGAAUUCUGGCAGCUUUUCUUACACUGAAAAACAGCUUUUUGAGAAACUUUCUCAGGAAACUGGCAGAGGAAGAAACUGCUACAGCUAUUUACUCUGGAGAUAAAAUUAAAACAUUCCUUACUGAGGGAAUGGAUAAAAAUGCCUUUGAGAAAAAAUAUAAUACCAUUGGAGUGAAUAUUUUUCGAACUCACCAGUUAUUCUGUCAAGAUGUACUUAAAUUGCGUCCUGGAGAAAUAGGCGUUGUCAGCAAUGGGAAAUUCUUAGGACCUUUAGAUGAAGAUUUCUGUGCAGAAGAUUUUUACUUGUUGGAAAAGAUAACAUUGACUAAUUUAGUAGAGAAAAUUGAAGACAUUGUUGAAAAUACAGAAGUCAACUCAAAGAACCUGAGUGACCUUGUUAUGAAAAUCGAUGCCCUUCUUUCCUCUUUACCUAAACAUGCAUCUCGGCAUGAUGUCACAUUUCUUGAGGAGAAUCACAGCAUUAUAAAGAUAAAUUCUCAGCAGAAUGAUAUGUCCUUUGAUGUCAUUGCUAUUGUUGAUCCAUUGACAAGAGAGGCACAGAAGAUGGCACAGUUAUUGAUUGUACUUGGCAAGAUUAUCAACAUGAAGAUAAAAUUGUUCAUGAACUGUAGGGGUAAGCUUUCAGAAGCCCCUUUAAAGAGCUUCUACCGUUUUGUUCUGGAACCGGAACUGACAUUACCACCUAAUGAUGUUACUGGACCAGUGGCAAAAUUCUUGGAUAUCCCUGAAUCACCCCUUCUAACCCUCAACAUGAUUACUCCUGAAAGCUGGUUGGUUGAAACAGUACACAGCAACUGUGACCUUGAUAAUAUUCAUUUAAAGGAUAUUGAGAAAACUGUCACAGCAGAAUAUGAACUAGAAUAUCUACUGCUCGAAGGACAUUGCUUUGACAUAAUCACAGAAGAACCUCCUUGGGGUCUGCAGUUUACACUGGGCACAAAAAAUAAACCUGUUGUCGUUGAUACAAUAGUGAUGGCCAAUCUUGGAUAUUUUCAAUUAAAAGCAAACCCAGGUGCUUGGAUACUGAAAUUACGCCAAGGAAAAUCUGAAGACAUCUAUCAAAUAGUUGGGCAUGAAGAAACUGACUCUCAACCAGACCUAGGAGAUGUCAUUGUUGUGCUAAACAGCUUCAAAAGCAAAAUACUGGAAGUACAAGUACAAAAAAAGCCAGACAGAAUUCAGGAAGAUAUCCUUUCUGAUAAAGAUGAAAAAAAAGGAGUGUGGGAUUCCAUUAAAAGUUUCACAAGGAGCCUGCAUAAAAAAGAAGACAAUAAGGAAACAGACGUUCUAAACAUUUUUUCAGUUGCUUCUGGCCAUUUAUAUGAACGCUUUUUAAGAAUUAUGAUGCUUUCUGUUUUACGGAACACCAAAACACCAGUGAAGUUCUGGUUUCUUAAAAAUUAUCUCUCACCAACAUUUAAAGAGGUGAUCCCUCACAUGGCUGAGGAGUAUGGAUUCCAAUAUGAACUAGUCCAGUACAGGUGGCCCCAGUGGCUUCAUCAACAGACGGAAAAACAAAGGAUUAUUUGGGGUUAUAAGAUUCUUUUCCUUGAUGUCCUUUUUCCUCUUGCGGUGGACAAAAUCAUUUUUGUUGAUGCUGACCAGGUUGUGAGACAUGACCUAAAAGAACUCCGAGACUUUGAUCUGGAUGGAGCUCCUUAUGGGUAUACUCCCUUCUGUGAUAGCCGCACGGAAAUGGAUGGAUAUCGUUUCUGGAAGACGGGAUACUGGGCAUCACAUCUUUUAAGAAGGAAAUACCAUAUCAGUGCCUUAUACGUGGUGGAUCUCAAGAAGUUCAGGAGAAUCGCAGCAGGUGACAGGCUCCGGGGCCAGUACCAAACUCUCAGUCAAGAUCCAAACAGUCUUUCAAACCUGGAUCAGGAUCUUCCCAACAAUAUGAUUUACCAAGUUGCCAUUAAGUCUCUUCCCCAAGACUGGUUGUGGUGUGAAACCUGGUGUGAUGAUGAAUCCAAACAGAGAGCCAAAACAAUUGACCUGUGCAAUAACCCCAAAACAAAAGAACCUAAACUAAAAGCUGCUGCCAGGAUUGUCCCAGAAUGGGUGGAGUAUGAUACUGAGAUACGACAACUAUUAGAUCACCUUGAAAACAAGAAGAAAAAUGCAAUUUUGACACAUGAUGAACUCUAGCACGGGCCUGUGUAAGAAGAUGAGAAAGUAUGACGAGAAAUCUGCCACCUGCUGGGGAAAUGUGGAACUACUGCUAAGACUUCUGAAAGUUUCAUUAAGGAUCAGUGACAUAUUCUUCAAUUUAAAUUAUUUAAAAAUACAUGUGUUUAAUGUAUUGAAUAAGUUUAAGUUUUAUAAGCAAUGGCCAUUGAGUAUUUAAAACUAGAUUGUUCCUCUUUCCUGAUUGCUUAAAACAGUGUUUUCACCAGUUAAAGUGAUAAUUUUGCCGGAUAACCACGUAGAAGAACGUAUCUGACUAGCUGGUCCUCAUGGGGAAUUAGCAAACCAUCUACGUGUUUGGAUAUUCCAGCUCUAUGUGCAUCCAUAUUUCUUCAUUCAAAAGAUGCUUUUAAAUUAGAGAAAUCUAUUUUGUGUUUUUUCUUCUGAGAAAGAAGGACUCAUGGUUAUCUCCGAAUAAUUUUUUUUUAAAGUAAGCCCCUUUACACCUUAACUGUUGUUUUAAAAUGGAAGUAGUGUCACACUGUAAUUAUUUUGUUUAUCCUAAACUAUAUGAUGUUUUAAUCCUAUGCAGUAUUUGUAUUUUUUUAAUGUUUCUAAUUUUUGUUUCAUAAAACGAUAUUCAUGGGCUUAUGGGGUAUAUAUGUAUUCUUUUUAAAAAAGAACUGGCUAGUUUUAUAGAAACUUAGUUAAGAGUGUAAACAGUUUGUUUUCCUGUUUUAUACUAAUAAUAGAUGAAUAGGAAUAGUAAAUGUUCAAAAACUAUCCAACUAUUCUAGAAUCAUAGGAUCUUGGGACUGGAGAAGACCUCAAUGUCAUUUGGACCCUGUCCCCUGAAGAAGCUGAUUGAAUAGGACUGAGGAAGACCUUGGAACUCCUUCUGCCAGUGGCCCUUCCAAAUCCAGCUGCUCGGUCCCUCGCGAUAUUAGAACUGGAGGAGAUGCUUCUCCCAGUAGACUGACCUUAGUGAACAGGCUGGAAAUGUAUUCAAAACAAGACUGCAACCUCGGAGUUGUCACCUGGAGGCCUCCUUGUUAGAAACUGAAUCCUAGCGUGAGGCAGUGACAGAUGACUGUGCAUCUCACGCUUCUGUUGAUCAUCUGUUGAUCUCCAAGGAAGGACUGACUCGGUGGAUAGAGGUUUGCGGAGUUCAGGGUCUCUGGGGUGUGACCUAUGUGCCUUAAGACUGGAGUGAUUGGAUUUCUUGGGCGUGAGGGUAGGAAGGGGAGGGGAUCAGGGCUUGCAACCCCUGAGGGGCUGGCAGGCUGGGCUCUGCCCUCCUGUGCGCAGGCAGGCAGCCAUCAGGCCUGUUGCAGGCGCUUGCAGUAUCUUCAGACGAAGGCUCACUGAUGACGUGUUGCUAAGGUAGGUAUCAUGAUUAUUAAGAAUGUGGAAACUGCUUUCUGAGAAAGUUCUCUAAGUAUUCUAGCUGUCCUGCAGUUUUAGGACACGCAGAAUACAGGAAGAAAUCUCCUUUUGUUUGUAGUUAGAGAUCUGACUGAGGUAAGCCGCAGUGUCCCCACCACCCCUUUCAGAACUUUUAACAGAAAUGUGCAUGUUAUGAUAUAAAAGGGAAAGUCCUCAGAGCCAACCUAAGUGUUAGAUUUUAAUGGUACUGAAAGUGAAGAACCGCCACCUGUUAAGGCGUCACUGUCCUAGGACCUCGGGGGGCUGGGUUACGAGACUGUAAUCAUUUCUGCUUUUUGCGCUCUUCCUGCAGCUCGUGUCAAGCAGGAGCCCUCUGUCACCUCAGUAGCUGAUUACGUGUAAAGCAAAGUUGGAAAACAGACUUCUCCAAAAGACUGAAAGCAAGGAAGUACUCAUUUGACCAUAAAUAUUUUUAUUAAAUGUGAAAAUACACGGGCAUAAAAAUAGUACCCAUAUUUGUAGACAUGUCUGAGACCCAUUUCAGUUAAUGUUCGGUGGUGUUUUUACUAAGACACUAAAUUGAGAUGGAUUAAGUUACUUCGUCUUGUCUCAUUCAAACCAACCACAGUAGGAGUAACGGCCUAACUGAUCAGACAUCUCCAGUGCUUCCCCUCCCCGUGCUCUGCUUUCCACUGCACAGAGGAGGUUCAACCCACAGAGGCAGAAACAAAGUCUGUUUACUAUACACAAGCCACGCAGUGGCUAAUUUUACUCUUAAAUCAUUCAGCAAAUGAGAUCAUUAAACAAAACGAAUUAUCCCCACCUAUUAACAUCAUUUGCAAUUACAGAAUAAACUCUGCUACUAACAAAAAAGGAAUGAUCUGAUUUAGAAUAAGGAUAAUUGUUGGUAAAUCAGCAUUUGCCUUCCUCCUUCCUUUAUAAACAUGGAAAAGUCAACUACAUUCAACGUAGCUGCAUGAAUUUCUCUAGGUUAACCACUGGUGUGUACUCGGUGAAAACUGCACGGGGCCAGUCACCGGUGCCCUGUCCCUCUAAGGAGGCGCAAGCCUGACUGAGGAGACAUUUUUAACGACGCAUCUUGUGCCCUUUUUUCAUGGUAAAUGUCACGUACAACUUCUGACCGAUUUCAUGCUUUACAGGUGAAAUCUUUCAUUUUCCACCAUGAAUAGAAAAUGGUGCCAACUUAAAACUGCAAUUCUUCUAGCUUUUUUCCUUCAUACUUGGUUAUCAGUAGUAUUUUUCUCUUAAGCUGUGGGUAGUUUUUACAUUCCAUUAUCAGAGUCCCAAAAAGUUCUGUUUUCAUACUGAUACUUAAACUUUUAAUACUGCCUGAAGAGAAAAAUGUUUUAAAAUUAGUAUUGUUAUAUCCAAUUCACAUUAGUAAACUACUGAAGUCGUUUUCCAGUUUUUAUUUUAUCCAUGUUAAGAAAGCACAAACUUUCAGAAGUGGGCAUUAAUUUACCCUCUCUUUUUAGAACUUUCUCAGGUUUAUAGGCUGAUGUGUUGAAUACUUGUUGCUGUGGAAGGAUAUCCAUUUACAGGCCAGCGAUACUUCACUUCCGGCGCUCACUGAAAAGGGAGAGAGGAGUUCAACAGGGAACGUAAUUCAGCCACGGCUGGGCGCCCCGCUCCUUUGGCUUUUCCAGAGAGCACCACACCGGUUACCCGGCACCCGCGGGAGCGGUGGCGACCUCCUGCGUCAGGCCGCCAGGACAGACGAGUGUCCCUUCGCACUCCCAGCGCUCUCCUCGGUCACUCUGAAAGAAGCGUGGAGUGACCACCUUCCCAAUCACGCGGAUGCCAGAAGACCGCUGAUGACCCUCACGGCUGGAACUUCAAGGUCGUUAUUUUCUUCAUUAGUUAGCAAAGCAACAGAGCCCAGAGAAUUUCUGUUCGUGGCGUUGGCGCUGGGCACCAUACUUGCUUCUCCCUCUUCACUGAAAACGAGUAACUCUCUGCACAUUUCCACUACGAUGACUAAAGUCCGUCCACGGUAAGGCUUUAGGAACAGGAUUUAUAGUUAUUACAGGUGGAGAAAAAAGUGAAGCAAACAGCCCUCUCGGCGGCGGGGUGACGGGUGCCCAGGACGUGUGGCCCGCUUCCUGCGGACUCCUUCCAGCUCCUCUUCGCUGCAGCCUUGCACCCUCUCCUCCGGAUAGAACGGCAAGUGGUUUGAUAUUUCCCUCCUUCUGAUUCUGUGUGAAAACUCUUACUUGUGAAAGUCAGUAGAGGCCAUCGCUAGAUUUCAGAGUUCACAGUGACAUCAUAUAUGAAAGAACCAGAUUGAAAAAAAAGUUGCUGAUGUAACUAAUGAAGUAACAAGAUUAAACAAAAAUGAAUUUCCCUUGUAAAUUACUUUCACACUGACUUGAAUUUUGAGACAUUAAAACAAAAUGAGAGCUGCAAGCUGUUUGCUAGUUUUCAAAAUGCAAUCUUAAGUUUAUUGGUAAGAAAUAAACUUCUAAAUAGAUGCAGAAAGCACUCACGUGUUUUGCUCAUCUCAACUAUAUGUUUUGUCUCAGUUUAAACAACUUUUGUCCACGCGUGUUUCAGGAUGACUGUAGAAGAAAACGAUUUGUGCUUGGCUGGCUGUUGUGGAUAUUAGCAGUCAGGACCGUCCCUGCGACUCAAAGAAAAUGCUUGAUUUCCUGAAAACAAUAUAUUAAGCCUACCCUGCUUAAAUUGCUUCAGAAUGCUCUGAGGCAAAAACAAAAACCUUUCCAGAAUGUAAUAAUUUUUAUCUAAAGUAAUUCUCUUAGAUUUUAAAUGCAGCAUCAUAAUUCCAUAAAUAUUUCGUGUUCUUGAUUAAAGUAACUCAUUUUUUUUUUUUUUUAGGGAAAAAAUUAUCCAGUAUAUAAAGAAAGACUGAAUAGUUCAUUUCUCUUAAGAAGAAGGUAUCCCAAGAAGAGAUGCCAUCUUGAUAGUGGACAUACAGCUGGAGCUGACUAGAUCUGUAAACCUGUUUUCUGUUGUUUUGUUGUUGUUUUCUGGCAGAGAACAUCCAGAGGCAUCAAGGUCUGAAAAAGGGGCAGGCCUGCUAUUUAAUGCCCACCUCAAAACAGUCCCACACGAGCACCCACGGGCCAGGUACUGAACAAAAAAGCAUACAUGCUUAACAUCGGUCCACAUCUAACCCUGGCUCCAGCGACUAUCAUUCGGUAGCAGGUUUUCUGAAAGACAGGCUCUGCCCACCUUCCAUGACAGCCACAUUCAUGCUCGUGGAGGGAUGGGAAUGCACAUGGAAAUUUAACACAUUUACAAAUGACUGACCAGAAUCUAAGCAAAGUUGUCCCUAAGAACAUACAGCUCAGAAUGUUCAUUCCUCUGGGAGAAUCCUGACACCACAGCUCCUCACAAAUGCAGGCACUGACAGACACGUAAGCAAGGAUGUGAAGAAAAGAAUUGCCACGUGCUCCAGUGUAGAAAAAUACAAGCUCUGCGCGCCUGUCUCAGACUCCUUCGUCCCGACGUUCACAGCCCAGACAGACACAGGCUGCUCUGCCAGACACAGAACCGAACCGUUCCCCUGCCUCCCGGCCCUCACAAGCCCAUCAGCCUCAGGUCUAAACGGAGAAGAACAGGUAUUUCCUAUGAAAACAACUCUUUGGUCAUGGACAAACCGAAAGACUGAAAUUUUUUUUCAUUAAGAUCCUGGAACAAGGUUUUUUGUGUUUAAUCUUUAAAAAAUGAAGAGCAGAAAAACAGCUGGUUUAAUUGAAGUGGAAUUUAAAUCUAAAAGGUCCGCCUGAGCUGAAGGGAUUGAACCCUUGCCAUGAGUUCCAGCUUCUGUGGAAAGGGUUGCCGCCCCCUCCUUGUUGGCUUUCUGCGUCCAGGGGAUCUUCUCCGUCGUCAAACUUCUUCCUCAUCUCUGUAAAAGAAAGCAGCGAGCUAAGAGCCAGGCGCUGCCAGAGGUGUGGGCUGAGGCGGGGUCUAAGGACCACACCCCUCGGUUACCGAGACAACCGUGACCGACUGAUGCUCAAAUCCAGCCUCCCUCUCCCACCCAGAUCACAGGUUUCAGGAGAAACCAGUCAUGGAGAAGGCGGUGAGGUUCAGGGUUGAAAAUGGAUAUUCAUGCAAGUUCGGACCCCCUGAAUCUUCUCUCCUCACAAGAAGCUACCCAAGGAAAUUCUUCUCUGGGAAAGCCGAGGAGUUGCAGGGAAUGAGACCUCAAAGUCACGCACGCUCUUCUGAUCAAACGGCCGUGUUCACCGUCCUAACUCCAAGCAUCAAGUCAGCCAGGCGAACCUCAUCAACCCAUGAAGCGUCUGGGGCCUCACUGUUAAAUCUAAACAGAAGGAAGGCUCCCCAGACCUGAGGGAGGGAGGCGCCCUAUCGUACAGCCCAGGAGGCCACCUCCACUGCUGUGCCUGUCAGUCCGGAGCGAAGCCCGUGAUGAGACAGAGGCCAGCGCAGACAUGUGGGAGACAGGAACCCUGGAGGCAGCAGACGAGCAAGCUAAUAUCCUCAUAGGAACAGCUGCCAUCUUUACAGUAAGGACGGGGGCUGAGAAGAAGGCACAGAGGACAGAGAAGAACUCCUAGUAACCAAGGGUGCAGCUCUCUUCUCGAUGCACGCGGCUCUGCCCGCAGGCCCCCUGCUCCCCUCAGGGCUCAGCUCCAGAGCGCCUCAGCUGCCCGCUGCACACGCUGAGGACAGAGCCAUUCACGGACAUCGACGUGUGCAGAAUAAAAGAACAAACAGUAUGUAUCCUCCUGUACUCGUUAAGUAACUCCUCCCUCUCUCACUGGAUUAUAAAUUACUUGAGAACAAACAUCAUUUACUUUCAAUUCCAUAGCAUAAGUAGUUCAGAAACUUGUCAAAUGGGCAUAAAAUGUGAUUUCCUUCUAUUUUGUUAAAUUUGUCUAGCUCAAGUCAUAGUUUCUGCUCCCACUGACAUGGAAAGCCACAAAAAAGCAGUAGGUAGUAGCUUAACAUGAAAUUCCCUCUGGAAAUGUCAAAGCACUGCUCGGUAAUACCUAAAUUCUUAAACCGUCUCCCUCGUUUUCCAGGUCAUUUUAGCUUAUGGUGAAAUAACAUUUAUAUCAACCAGUAAAUCGAAUGACCAUUAGAGCUCGAGCACGAUUCAUGGGGAGCCACUCUCAGAGGAUCUGCCCCUGUCCCACCACUGCACAUUCCUACCUGGCGGUCCACAUCCUAAUCAAGCUCCUAAAAUACCAGGCCUCUGGAUAUCUAACGUCAUGCAGAGCAGAGGCCGCUCCUUAGAAGGACCUGCUGGCAAGCCUGGCCCUUGGCUGACGACUGGCAAGUUGGGUUUCAGCAGUGCUCCCACCCUUCCCUGGAUAAGUCUUAGCCCUGAGAACAACUGUAUGCCGAGUCCCAGUGUCCUCCUUCUGAAUCACCUAAUCUGGAGUUCUUAAGGAGCAGUGAAACAACCAGAGCAAGACGGCAGACGAACAGAAAAUGCGCAUGUGGAAGGCCCCUGCCGUGUGCUGCUGGGCCCAGGAAGAGAAGCAGAGCCGAGCCCACGGGUACCCAAGGCCUCCACAGCAGGUCUGGAAUACACACAGGAAAAGCAGUCCCACCCGGAAUUUAAACACCAAAGGACUCCACCUGAAAAAGAAAGUAACAGCCUUCCAGCCCACUACCUGUCUUUAAAAUAAAUCUUCACUGGAGUACAGUCUCGUCUACGUGUCUAUGGCUGCUCUUGCGCUGCAGUGGCAGAGCUGAGUAGGAGCAACAGAGACUGCACGGCUCACAGAGCCUGGAAUUUUUACUCUCUGGACCUUUACAGAAAAAGUUUGCCAGCUUCUGCUCUUCAGCAAUAAAAAGGAAUGAACUGCCAAUGACUAUAACAACAUGAAUAAAUCUCAAAAACAUGCCGAAUGAGAGAAGCCUUAUACAAAAGAGGACAUACUAUAUGGUUCUGUUGAUAUAAAGAUCUAGCGUUGGUAAAACCAACCUGUGACGGAGAAAAUCAGAAUAACGGCUGCCUGUAGGGGUAGGAUGGGGACCGCCUGGUAAGGGACAAGAGGAUAAUGUCCAGUUCUGCAUCUUGACAGGAGUCUGGCUUUGACAAAGACUCUCUUAUACCAAAACUUUAGACUGGCUCCUCGGAGUAAAUCUUCUUUCUGACUAAGGCCCAACCUUGGGCUUCCGUCUCUGUCCUUGCAGAAUCCAGGAUGAGCAAGAAUCCUGCUAAGAUUCCCCACCCUUGGUAUCUAACCAAACUUGAGUUUGAUAUCUGAUCGAAUUCCCCCUCCCCUACUCUGGCCUGCCUUCACCAAGAACUCAGCUGGGUCCAUCUAACAAGAACCUCCCCUCUCCCUAAUGCUUCCUCUUUGUAAUUUCGCAUCCAGUGACCACGCACCAACUCUGCUCCUUGAUUAGAAAUCCCACUUGUCCUCUCUAGAGUCAGACUUGAGCCCAAACUUUCUCUCUCUCACUGCCAGAGCCCAGGGCAGUGUCCCCUACACCUACCAUGAUAGCCCCCCCCCCCGAAUAAAGUCCUCCUUAAGGUCUUUAACAAGGGUCAUGAAUAAUUUUUCUCUUUAACAGGCUGCAUGGAUAUCAGAACUCAGGACUGGUAUCCCUAAGAUCUGUACCUUUCAUUUUAUCUAUUGGGCUGGCCAAAAAUCUCGUUUGGGUUUCUCCGUAAGAUGUUACAGAAAAACCCAAACGGACUUUUUGGCCAACCCAAUACAAUUACCUCCUAGUUAAUAAUAAGCAAGGUGAAGUAUCUAGGAAAAAGUAAACCAAAAUCUACAACUUUUUUUUGAAAUGCAUCUUAAAAAGAUAAACUGAUGGAUACAUGGAAGGACAGAGACAGAUAAAUGUGAUAAAACACAGUAAAAUGUUAAUUUUAGAAUCUAGAUGGUGAGGACAUGAUUGUUCACUGUAAAAUUCUUUCAACUUCUAUCUUUGAAAUUUCUCAUAAUAAAAUGCUGGGGGUAGUGCUUACCUGCUGUGAGACUGUCAUAAUACAGACGAUGAAAAUAACUCUUCUACCACUGUGUUUUACACAUAUUCAUCCUUAGACUACAAAGGGGAAGUUUUAUCCAAGUACCCUUACAAUAUAGAUUCACUAUUAGCACAGAAGUAUGAAAGAACCGUGAGAUAUUUCUGACACUACAAAGGGCUGAACAAUUUUAAGUCAAACUUCCAUCGAUGGAACUACCUCCUACAAUAGACCACAUUCUAGCACUGGACUCUGAGGGCAAGCCUAACCAUUAUACUUAGACAGUGAAGAGACGAACUAUUUUUAAUUCUGUACACAGGGGCGUAAGGUGGCCUGCACCCUAACUGAACCUGAUACAUUACUGUGCUUUAUACAUGUGUUUUGUUGAAAUUUUUAUAGUGGAAAAGAGAUAAUAGUGCUAACAGUAACAUACCAAAAGAAAAUUCCAGUUUCUGUCAGAUUAUAAAAUUUUAACUCUCGUGCAAUAAUUUCUCUAUCAACAGUUAAAUAUCACCAACUGUAUUCAAAGCACUGGAGUACACAGACACAAAUACAGACCAUGUACGUAGUCGUUUCAAUUUAAGAUGGUAAGAGAUUCUUGUUUUUUUUGUUUUUUUCGCUUUUAAAGAAGCCACUUCACUGUUUGAGGUCACACCUGUUUGUCACAGUAAUCACUUUCCUGUUAACCGGCAAAUAAAAAGCCAAAACAGAAACAUACCCACGGCCUACUUCCUCCUCUCUAAAGCUACCCGCUGUCCUAGUCAAAUGCUGUCGCCUUUGGGAAGGCAAAACACCCUUUCAAUUCCCCUGCCUUCUGGGCUUCCGUUCUGACUACAUCUUCUCCCACACCGGCAGUGUCCUUCCCUAAUACUUCCUGACUAUUUUUUUUUUAUUUCCAAUACUUUACGCUCUUGACCAUUCAGAAAUUAGCCUUGUAACAUUAUCUUUUUCUGCUGAAUAAUACUGCUUCACUCCCGUGAAUGUUUUCUAUUUCCCUAUCUACAUAUUAAAUUCAUGGAUUCCUUGGUAUUUCCUACAGGAAGUCAUAGGGUUGGCACUAUAGGGGGUGCAAUGUUUUCUGACUGGCAUGAUAGGCAAGUGUGUUAAAUCUAAGCUAACUGGUAGAUGUGCUAAUCCCCACAGAGCAGGUACCUCUGCAAUCUUCCCUGUAACCAUGCACUUUUCAAAAGAAAAGAGGAGGCUGCAGCUGUGGCUAAGCAGCCUGGCUGUGAAUAAAAACAGAGGCAGGACGCACAGUCAUGAAAUUUACAGCCAAGGGAAUUAAGCAACCCACAUACAAUAUAUUACCCUAGUUGUCUUUGCAAAGGAGUAGCCAUUUUUCUGUUCUAACUACCUGCUUCCAACUCCUUAGGUGAAGCUAAACUAGGAUGCACCUAAGGCAAGAUUUGAGUUUCAGAAAUAACUGCUUUCAAGAUUCUGAUUACUUGUCCAUGGUUAUGACUGGUGUGUAAAAAUAUCAAUAUAUAAGCAGCCUCCCAACUUUAGGUAUGAUCCUAAAUAGAGCCAGCAUUUUCCAAUAAAGACCAACCUCUUCCACUUCUCCUCCCUAAAUCAGGAGCCAAGGACCCCUGGCCGACAAACUUGAAAAAAGAAGCAGCCAUGAGAAAUCUGAUCCACUCAGAAAAACAUGGUCUCCUUCCUGCCUAGGGAUGAGCCCCAUAGCCCCAUACCUGACCGCCAUGCUGCCCAAUGUGUGUGCUAUCGUAGACACUUGCCUGAAAUUCCAUUAAUCUGAUAUUCUUUAGGGUUAAAUUCCAGUUUAUGCUUAUAUCACAAGGCACAGAAAUCUACCAGUGUUUUAUACAAAUAUCUUAAAUUUGGCCACUUUUCCUAAAAUACAGCUGUUUUGGGGGCAUAAGAAUGCUGAAGCGAGGAGGUGGUAUGAACUUUGAACACAGAAUACUUUUGUGGACCAGGGAGGACUUAGCAUCACUAGGCAGAGUCCUAGAAUAAGCAAGAAGGCACAAGAAUCUGGUUACAGAACAUCAUAGGACGUCAAAGAUAAAAUACGUCUAUUUCACAAUUUGGCCCAGGCUGGCCCUUCAUCCAGAAAAAAAUGCUAGUUGGUUCCUAUUCUCAGAAUAGGAGAUACUAUUAGUAUCUGGAUAUUCUGGAUACUAUUAGUAAUACUAAAAUAAAAGCCGUGUCAAAUGGAGUUAAUACAGCAGUCAUAGGUCAGACCUAGAAGCUAGCUACCCCACUAAGUACCAUUUGUAUACAAAAGUCAAUGCAAGUUCCAAACAACUAUCUAAAAAUGAGUACAAUGGAAACCAUUUACUAGGAGCACUGUACUAAUAAGCAUCACUUUCUGAGCAUCAUCUUCUUUAACUGUCACAACAGUCCUAUGUAAUAGGUACUAUUCUCAUUCCUAUCUUACAGAUAAGGAAAGUAAAACAUAACAGGCUAAGUUACUUGAUUGAAAUCACACGGCAAAAAUAAACGGCACACUCCAAAGAUAUACAAAUGGCCAACAAGCAUAUGAAAAGAUGUUCAACAUCACUAAUCAUAAGGGUAAUGCAAAUCAAAAGCACUAGAUAUCACUUCACAUCCAUUAGAAUGCCUACUAUUAAAGAAAAAACAAACAAACAAAAAAACAGAAAAUGUGUUGAGGAGGACAGAGAGAAACUGGAACCCUUGCAACACUGCUGGUGGGAAUGCAAAAUAGUACGACCACUAUGGAUAAAGCAAUGUGGUGGUUCUUCAAAAAAUUAAAAUUACUUUAUGAUCCAGCAAUUUCACUUCUGGGUAUAUAUCCAGAAGAACUGAAAGGUGGGUUGAAGAGGUAUUUGUACAGUCAUGUUCUAGUAAGCAGAAUCCCCUAAUAUCUUUCCGGAUCAUUCUAUCAUAAGCUCCAAAUUAAUAAACCUCCAUGUUCCAUUAUUCACUAAUCUAAACCUAUUUUUUCUUCAUCCAUUAUAUACCUACCAUCAUUUUAAACUGCUGAUUGAAAAAAAAGUAAAACCAGCAAACAUAAUACAGAAAGGCUUCAUAUAUUAACUCAGGACUUCAACAUAUUAUUUCACCUUUAAGUAAGAUUACUACUCAGUUACAUCAUUUACUAAACCUCUGAUUCAAAUCCAAACAACUCAAGUAACGCCUUUCAGUUUCAACUAUACAAACUUACACCCUACCCAGCCCCCAACCCAAAAUAAAAGACCUAGCAACCCAUUGUCUCUCUCUCCAUGAGGCUGCUUGAUUUUCAUAGUUGUGACUAAACAACCAUUUUAUUCUUCUAAAACCAUAAUUCAGAAAGAUCCUGCAAUGUACAAUCUAAACUCCCCAGAAAGACACAGAAUAAACUCCUAUGUUUUUAAAAUUUUUAAAUGCUAAAAUAGACUUCAAAGACAGACCUAUUCUAUUAAAUUAGUAUUAAGCAUCUUUUUCUUCAAGAAUUAAGCUGUCAAAUUUCUCUAAAAACUAAAGUUGGUUUAAUAUUCAAGAUACAAAGGCAUCUUGAGCCAGGCUUCCCUGGUGGCAGUGGUUGAGAGUCCGCCUGCCGAUGCAGGGGACACAGGUUCGUGCCCCGGUCCAGGAAGAUCCCACAUGCUGCGGAGCGGCUAGGCCUGUGAGCCAUGGCCGCUGAGCCUGCGCGUCCGGAGCCUGUGCUCCGCUACAGGAGAGGCCACAACAGUGAGAGGCCCACGUACCGCAAAAAAAAAUAAUAAUAAUAAAAGUAAAAAGAUACAAAGGCAUCUUUCAACUUAUAUUUAGCAGCCUACGAGUUUUAUUUUUUAAUUUAUUUUUGGCUGCAUUGGGUCUUCGUUGCUGAGCGUGGGCUUUCUCUAGUUGCGGCAAGCAGGGGCUACUCUUUGUUGCAGUGUGCAGGCUUCUCAUUGCGGUGGCUUCUCUUGUUGUGGAACACGGGCUCUAGGCACACGGGCUUCAGUAGUUGUGGCACGCAGCUCAGUAGUUGUGGCUCGUGGGCUCUAGAGCGCAGGCUCAGUAGUUGUGGCACACGGGCUUAGUUGCUCUGCGGCAUGUGGGAUCUUCCCAGACCAGGACUCAAACCCCUGUUUCCUGCAUUGGCAAGCGGAUUCUUAACCACUGUGCCAACAGGGAAGUCCCUUAACCCUUUUUUCUUAACAGCUAAGCUUAAAUUCUUCUGCAGCAUCGCUGAUUUCACAGUUAGAGCUGAGGGUUCACAUACAGAUAAGAAAAGUACACUUUGAUGAAGCAUUCCAAUAACUAACUGGAAUGCAAAAUCCUAGAAUAUAGCCAUCUAGGAGCUCAAAAGUGAAAAGAGCAAGUAUGCGAAAGGAAUCUAUAUAGACCACAUGCCUUACUGAUGCAUUCUUGUGGCUCUGAAAGCUCAUCAUUUUGAUCGCAUACAUUUCAAGCCUCAAUCAGACCUCAAAGACUAUAGUAUACAAAUGUCCCACAGUGCAACCAGAGUUGUCAACACUCCCAGGAAACCAUUUAGAAGCAAGAUUCUUUUUAAAUUAAAGCAGGAAAAAAGUAAAUGAUCAGUUUGCCUUAAAAAUGAGUACCACAAACCUUUCUCAAUUAUAAGUGUAGUUAUCUGUAUCUUAGUAUAGGUUUUAUCAUUGCUGCAAUGCAUUCUUACUACAUUUAAAAUAGCUGCACAGAAGUUGAGACACAGAUGUAGAGAACAAACGUAUGGACACCAAGGGGUGAAAACCAUGGUGGGGUGGAGAUGGGGGUGUGCUGAACUGGGCGACUGGGAUUGACAUAUAUACACUGAUGUGUAUAAAAUUGAUGACUAAUAAGAACCUGCAGUAUAAAAAAACAAACAAAAACAACUAAUACUAAACUUUCUUUAGGUUAUUUGUAUGGAAAUAUGUUAAUAUAAAUGUUUCAGACAUUACAUGAAAUUUCUAAAAAUCUUAUAUGUUCUGGUAUAAUGCUGUAAGUCAUAAUUCCAGUUAUUACUUUAAAAUGUAUAUCUCAGAAAUAACUAAAUUUCCUUGUCAAUUGCAUUAUUAUGAACUUUCAUCAAAUCUUUAACUGUGGUCAUUUUUAAGUCUCUUGUCAUUUACAGAGUUCUGGGUGUACUCUGAUGCUUUUGCAAAAAUGUUCCUAUAAAAGGGUUUCACCUUCAAGGAAUUCAUGGAAAAGACUGACAAGAACAGGUUUCUGGUAACUGACUAUACUGCUGAACUGAAUGAAUAAGCAUUUUCAGAUCUCUAAUGGAAAACUGAUGAAUUCAUAAAAGUGCUAACAAAAGAUCAAGAUGAAAAAAAAUUAAUUACAUGGGACUGAGUGAACUGAUGAGGAUGAUUAUAAUUUUUGUGACUUUGUUUGAAUAAAAAAAAAAAAUCCCCCAAG